Daphnia carinata is the source of this 1373-nucleotide messenger RNA. RefSeq lists its product as uncharacterized. NCBI's taxonomy places the organism in Eukaryota, Metazoa, Arthropoda, Branchiopoda, Diplostraca, Daphniidae. The record is from RefSeq and is a predicted model, not a curated record. The transcript is spliced from 4 exons. The coding region runs from base 679 to 1188 and encodes 169 amino acids.
CAUCGCAAGCGUGGGGGGGGGAGCUGGUAAUAAGUUGCACAUGAGGACAGGCGGUUGGGACGAAGAGGAGGAGCUUGUUCAUCUACCAAUUUUCCAAUAGCCACUUGAAGGAGCGAUUUGAAGAGGUAGUUUUCGAGUGGCGUUUAAAAAAAAGCAAGAACUGCUUUAAUUCGUUCGAUUUUCGAUGAAAAGCUUCGUGAUUAUUAUUAAUAAGUUGAAGAGAUCCCUCCCGAAUGUGAGAAAUAAUUAAGCGAAAGUUGCCAUUUUCAGCCGCUAGGCGUCGUGGCGUCUCGGUGCAAAUCCUACCCCCCCCCUCUUCACGCAGCGUCGUUCCUAGUCCCGGAGGAGGGAGAGUUGGGGAGGGGUAAGAACUGAAUCUGUUAUCGAGCGUCCUCCAUUCCUCCUCUUCCGUCCGUCUGAUUCUUCCGACUCGGUUCACUUCUAUCUCUCCUCUCUUCCGUCUCUGCUUCGUGACGUCAUUACAUCAAUAACUGGAGCUUUUUCCGUUGCUCCUGCUGCUACCUCUCGAACCCUACACUAGGCGGCCAUAGUUUCAACACCUUCAACAACCCUGUCGAAAUCAAAAGGCAAAGCGUGUGCCCGUCUCUUGCAGCAGCGUCGUCGUUGGAAAACGUCUCUUCGUUCACUUCCAGCCACCAUCACGCACAACAAAGAGUCAUGGGUGCGUCUCUCAAGGCCAACAACAACCGCUGCCACUACACCACACCAGUGUCGUCUCUGUCGUCCUUGGUGGCCUUAUGGCUGAUCUUGAUCAUUAUCGCGCCAACAGCCGAGGGCAGUAUCAGCUGUUACACGUGUUCAUCACGAAAUGGCACCAACAUGAGCUGCGAGGAUCCCUUCCACCCGGCCAUGUCCGACUACAAAAUCGGUUGCAUGGUGCCCAAAGAAGGUCACGUGGGGAAAUUUCCAGCCAACUUUUGCGUCAAAGUCGUCGGCACUGUCUAUGGCACCAGAGAAAAGCUAGUCAUCCGCACAUGCACCCUGGAAAACAUGGAGAACCAAUGCGGCGAAUUCAAAUACGAACACGAAAGUCUGGCCGGAUGUAUUCUGACUUGUCAGAGUGACGGAUGCAACUCGGCAAACAACUUGAUGCCAAUCUUUUCGUCAUUCUCGUUCUUCCUAAUCUACAGCGCAAUAAUGCUAGUCGUCAAUGCAUCAACAGUCUGAUGAAUUCAACUUCCUAAUUCGUACAAUUCAUUCUAAGUCAUAUCUGUCUUUCUCCUGCGUUUUUUGUUUCAAAAGAAUUUUUUUAUUAUUUAACUGUAUUGAAUUAAUUACUGAAAAAAAAAUAAGAAGAAGAAUGGCCGCUUUUCCGAUUGGGAUUAUAAUAAAUUUGUUCGAACCACCUUGAA